This is a messenger RNA of Fimicolochytrium jonesii, 762 nucleotides long. RefSeq lists its product as uncharacterized. Bases 1 to 762 code for a protein of 253 amino acids. The transcript is spliced from 2 exons. NCBI's taxonomy places the organism in Eukaryota, Fungi, Chytridiomycota, Chytridiomycetes, Spizellomycetales, Powellomycetaceae. The record is from RefSeq and is a predicted model, not a curated record.
AUGCCAUCGAAAAUCUUCGCUGCAGUAGGUGUGACGCUCGCCCUGCUGCAAGCCUCCGCCGUCCUCGCCCAAACGCCCGCCACUAACACCACCGAGACGGCUCCUAUCGCCAGCAACACCACUACAACCGAAUACUGCCGAGCCUUCGAAGCCGCUGUCAGCAAUUGCAAGCUCAGAUCAACCCUGGCUGCCCGACAGGCCGCCCCAGAAGUGCCGCCACUGGCAGCACUUGCGUUGGUCCCGUUGAUGCCCCGUUCGCCGCGACAAUGUGCAAAGCCUGCGCCGCUACCGCGAUCCCCAUCCCCUUCGUAUCACCCACCACGGGACAGCAGGCGCCAUCGCGGGCGGGCUAGAGCCCUCUUUGGGGCACAGUGCUUGAACGGGUGUACCGCGUUGAACACUACUAACACCGGCACCUUCACUGCGUACGACUCUUACACCGCUGUCUGUGUGUGCGGCGAUGGGCAGGUGCCGACCCUGUCGCUGCCUCUCUACGCCUGGACGACAAGACUUCGGAACGAGACCAUCACGUCUGGUGUAGUUGUCACAAGGCCGAAACGGCCGCCAGGAAGGCCGACAGUGCCGGUCGUACAAACCACUCAGCCCGGUGCUGGAUCCGCCGUUGUCCCGGCUCAGCCUGCCGGCCCUGCCCCCGCGGCCGCAGUCCAACCAAGCGCGGGCGCAAGCGGCAACAGGGCAGCGCAGGGCGUGCUCGCGGCAGCUGCGGCCGCCGGCCUGAGCAUCUUUUUCCCUGUAGUCUAG